AUGAAGGAGUCCGAUGAAGAAAGGCCCUUGGCAAAGCGCUCGCGAAGGAUGGUGCGGCGCUUGUCAGGCAUCGGAGGCAUCGGGGGCAGAGCUGUGGAGAGCUCUUCAUCCUCCUUCUUCUCUGCCGUGAUGCCUUCGCAAGAGGCUAUGGAGGUGGCAGGCGAGGAGAAGGAAGAUGAGGCCAAGCAGGAUGAGGACGAGGACGCCAAAGUCGCGUCCCAGAUGGACCGCUGCUUUGGGGAGCCUGAGCUGUGCUUGUGCAAGGUUUGGGGCAGGAAGGGGGAGCCACCCCGUCGCUGCAAAGGGAAGGCCAAGCAGAGCCUUUGCUGCGCGCGCCACGCGCACUCCAAGAACGCAGUGUCCUGGUUCGACGAGGUGCGCGUGGCCUGGGCAGUGCUGCGGGCGGACUUGCAAAACGAUGCCUUUGCCGUGGCGGCUGAGCGGGCCUUCCGGAAGCACCCGGAGGCGGACAAGGACGGCCGCGUGCCGUGCCGGAGCUUCCCGGUGAGGCGCCACGGCUGGGCCGGCGCCCUGCAGAAAGCGCUGCGCUACAUCCAGGGAGAGCCCCUUGGAGCCGGGCAGGCUGGGCUGGGCGUGCUGGCUAAGCUGUGGGCUGGGGGCCGAAGCGAAGGGGAGCUGGGGUAG
Effrenium voratum is the source of this 645-nucleotide messenger RNA. NCBI's taxonomy places the organism in Eukaryota, Dinophyceae, Suessiales, Symbiodiniaceae. The record is from the annotation of a GenBank genome assembly.